AUGGGCCAUCGUCCCAACAGCACGAUAAUCCAGCAGUACUACGACUUUGGGAAUUUCGAGGCCGACGUCGUGGGAGGGAUUCUGGGGGAGGGGGAAGGCGGGGCGGAUGAGAUUAUCCCGCUGACGGCUCUUGCGCGGCCCAACAAUGAAUCGACCUAUACUGUCAAGGAUGCUCUGCGUGAUAGCCCUCGCUUCCGCAACAUGCAAGAGAAGUGGUCUUUCCUGAGGGAUUGUCUGGCGAGUGGGUCGGGGGAGUGGACCAAGGUAGAGCCUUUCAAGUCCGAUCCUGGCGCCGCCAUCCAAACAAGCGGGCAUAUCGGCAUGCUCCCGGCCAUCAUCGCUGCCUACAAAUCCCAGAUGCGCGCCUUCGUUGUCUUGCAGGGUUAA
Cryptococcus wingfieldii CBS 7118 is the source of this 387-nucleotide messenger RNA. RefSeq lists its product as hypothetical. NCBI's taxonomy places the organism in Eukaryota, Fungi, Basidiomycota, Tremellomycetes, Tremellales, Cryptococcaceae. The transcript is spliced from 3 exons. The coding region runs from base 1 to 387 and encodes 128 amino acids. The record is from RefSeq and is a predicted model, not a curated record.